Messenger RNA from Diatraea saccharalis (sugarcane borer), 1204 nucleotides. NCBI's taxonomy places the organism in Eukaryota, Metazoa, Arthropoda, Insecta, Lepidoptera, Crambidae. The record is from the annotation of a GenBank genome assembly.
UAGGCCAGCACUUGGCGUGUUUCCUUCCAAAGAUUGGCCGGCAAAAUUAAAGAGCGUUUUAUUAUCGGUCGCUCCAUGUGGUUUAAAUAAAGUUAUGACAAUGAUGUGUGGUUCUUGCUCGAAUGAGAACGCUUUCAAAGCAGUAUUUAUGUGGUAUCGAAUGAAAGAGCGAGGCGGGAGACUUGACUUUUCUCAUGAAGAAAUCGCUUCCUGCAUGUAUAAUCAGCCACCAGGUUCGCCGAAAAUGUCAAUUAUGUCUUUUAAGAGAGGAGCGGCACUGAUUAUAGAUGAAGUACAGACAGGAUGUGGUCCAACUGGUAAAAUGUGGUGCCAUGAGCAUUUUGACUUACCCACUCCUCCAGAUGUGGUCACGUUCAGUAAAAAGAUGUUAAUUGGCGGGUUUUACUUCAAACCUCAAUUUAAAGCACCACACCCCUACCGGAUUUUUAAUACAUGGAUGGGCGAUCCGGGAAAAUUGAUAUUAUUAGAGUGCGUUUUAAAAGUGAUGAGACAAAAUAACCUACUUUGCUUAGUGGAACAGUCAGGAACAAUAUUGAAAAACGGUUUACUUGAACUGGAAACUGAAUACCCUUUUCAUAUAAAUAGUGUGAGAGGCCGUGGUACAUUUCUUUCUUUCAAUGUAUCCAGUACUGCAAUGAGGGACAAACUUAUUAUCAAUUUAAAGAAAAACGGUGUAUUAUGUGGUGCAUGCGGUGAGACCUCUAUACGUCUGCGACCUGCCCUUAUUUUCGCUCCAAAACACGCACAAAUUUAUUUAGACAUUUUAAGGAAAACGCUAAAUAAAUUGUAUUGUCCCUAGGUAUAUUUGGAAUGGAAGGAAAAUUUUUGAUAUUCAUUAUUUUGUAAAAAACGCCGUAUAUCUUGUAUUUAGCUUAAUACAAUAAAAUGUAUUUAGCUUAAUACUAUUAUGUAGUCUUCUAAUUAAGUAUGAAUUCUUGACUCAUUUAUUUGGACUUGGACUGAGGAGUAUGAAGAUUAGAGUUAUUUGAAGAAAUGCAGUAUGCUAUUAUUAUUCAAAUAAUACUUGAAAGAUACAACGAUUUUUUGAAGAACAUCACCCACGGUAUUUUAAAAACAUUACAAUCACUUUCAAACGAUAUAUUAAACUAUAAGUUAAACAAUCACAAAGAAAGUUUGAAAUAUUGACAUCAGCCUAUUAAUAUCCCCACUCCUAAGGCACAGG